This is a messenger RNA of Penicillium lagena, 1776 nucleotides long. RefSeq names its product flavin-containing monooxygenase. The coding region runs from base 1 to 1776 and encodes 591 amino acids. The transcript has 6 exons. NCBI's taxonomy places the organism in Eukaryota, Fungi, Ascomycota, Eurotiomycetes, Eurotiales, Aspergillaceae. The record is from RefSeq and is a predicted model, not a curated record.
AUGAGCCCAGUCGUUACAAAACGCACUUCUCGCACCUUUAGUGGCAACCCCACGCCGGUCGCUGAGCAGGCAGACGAUCUCGAUGAUAGGUGGAUCGUGAAGGAGCGAUCAAUCGACGAAAGUCGCCCACUUAGGGUGGUUAUCAUCGGUGCGGGUGUCUCGGGAAUCAUGGCGUGUGUUCGCUUUGUGCAGAGAAUUCCUAAUCUGGAACUGUGCAUUUACGACAAGAAUGCGGAUGUUGGAGGCACUUGGUUUGAGAAUCGCUAUCCAGGCUGCGCUUGUGAUAUCCCGGCCCAUACUUACCAGGCGACCUUUGAACCAAACAAAGAAUGGUCACAAUUUUACGCGAGCGCUCCCGAAAUCCACAGAUACUGGAAACGCGUUGCCUCUAAGUAUGGGUGCAUGAAAUAUAUGAAGCUUAAGCAGAGGGUGUCUGAGGCAAUCUGGGAUGACGACCAGUCCAAGUGGUGCUUGAAGAUUCAAGAUGCAGAUAGUGGAACUAUCUAUUCGGACAAAUGCGACCUUUUAAUUCAGGCAACCGGGGCACUGAACGAUUGGAAGUGGCCGAAGAUCCCCGGUCUUCAUGACUUCAAGGGGAAGCUCAUGCACAGUGCCACGUGGGACGAAAGCUACGAUUACAAGGCACGUUUAAGCCAGCGCGUUGCUGUUAUCGGUAACGGGUCGAGUGGAAUUCAGAUCGUGCCUGCAUUGUUACCCGAUGUGACGCACAUCGACCAUUACGUUCGCAGCCGGACAUGGAUUGCGCCAUCCUUUGCACGGGACCAAAUCGAUCGGCGUGGCAAGAAAUUAGAUAAUAUUUCGUUUACUCCCGAGGAGCUCGAGAGUUUUAAGAAGGACCACCAGGUGUACCAGAAGUUCCAGGUCGAGUUACAACUACAGUCGAUCCACGGAGCCACCUUGACAGGCUCUGAAAUGCAGAUCCAUGGGCAACAGCAUUUCGCCGAGAAUAUGAAGGCACGCUUGGCCAACAAGCCAGAGCUCUUUGACGAGCUUCUCCCUUCCUUCCCACCUGCUUGUCGGCGCCUGACCCCCGGACCAGGGUAUCUGGAGGCAUUGACUGAUCCCAAGGUGGAUAUGAUCAAAUCAGAGAUCGUCAAGGUUGACGAGACGGGUAUCGUCACUGCUGACGGACAACACCGACCCGUUGAUAUGCUCGUCUGCGCCACUGGCUUUGACACAUCAUCUACGCCUCGCUUCCCUAUCAUCGGGUCUAAAGGAGUGUCACUGUCGGAGAAGUGGAAAGACACCCCGGAGAAUUACUUGUCUGUGACAACAGACGGGUUCCCCAAUUUCUUCAUCUGCCUUGGACCUAACUCCGGUCUGGGCGAAGGCAACCUCCUCCUUCUCAUUGAGAAGACAAUAGACUACUUUACUGAAUGCAUACAAAAAAUGCAGCGCGACAACAUCCGCUCGAUGACCGUGCGCCGUGACGCUGUUAGGCGGUUCACCAAGUAUUGUGACCAGUACUUCUCCCUCACGGUGUUCAGUAGCAAGUGCCGCAGCUGGUACAAAGGCGGCACCGAGGAGGGACGAGUCGUUGCACUUUGGCCAGGUUCCUCGUUGCAUGCUAUGAAGGCAUUUGCCAAUCCGAGGUGGGAAGACUUUGAGUACGAGUAUCUCGACGACAACCCUACUGGCUGGCUGGGCGACGGGUGGACGGAGAACGAGAAAUACAACCGCAUCAACGUGGACUACUUGGAUGACGACCAGAUCGACUUUCCUCAGCCGGCAUCGGAAUUUACAAUCUCUGUCUAG